This is a messenger RNA of Cercospora beticola, 877 nucleotides long. It is a transcript of the gene RPB8, whose product is annotated as DNA-directed RNA polymerase core subunit RPB8. Gene Ontology annotation, cellular component: RNA polymerase II, core complex; RNA polymerase III complex; RNA polymerase I complex. Lineage: Eukaryota; Fungi; Ascomycota; Dothideomycetes; Mycosphaerellales; Mycosphaerellaceae. Gene Ontology annotation, biological process: DNA-templated transcription. The record is from RefSeq and is a predicted model, not a curated record.
CGACAACAAACGAUUCCUCUCAUAACAAUCCCCCCCAAACAUGGCGGACGCGCAACUCUACGAAGAGACCUUCCAGGUCACGACCCUGAUCGACCAGACCUACGAUCGCGUGCACCGCCUUCUCGGAACGUCUCACGAUAGCACGACCUCCAUCACACUCGACAUCAAUAGCGAACUGUACCCGAUCGGCAAUGGCGAAUCGUUUAAUAUGCUAGUCGCCAGCACGCUGAAUCUGGACGGCACGAAAGAUGAGACGCAAGGAUGGAGGCCGAAGAAUGAUGCGCCGAGCCUGGCGGACAUGUGGGAUUACGUGUGUUAUGGGAAGGUGUACAAGGUGGAGGACCCGGAAGACGGGGAUCGGAUAAAGGUGUAUGUGUCGUUUGGUGGUUUGCUCAUGUGCCUGGAUGGGCCGUACAAGAAGUUGAGCCCGCUGAAAAUUGAGUAUGUGUAUAUGCUGCUCAAGAAAUGAGAGGGAUGAGCGUGGAAGAAAACAUGCGCACGUUGCGAAGGACAUGCUCGAGAGUUGAAGGGAAGGGUCGAAUUGAUGGGCAAGAAGAGGUGCCAUUGGGAAGCCGGUCAAAACAUAAGCUGGACGCGAUCGAGAACGUGAUCGGGAACGCGACAUUCCACGACGACGCGCAUAUCGCGACGAUUCCAUUCUCGGCAGCUCGAAGUGCCAUGUAUGUUGAACCCUGGACCUCCGUCACAAGCAUCGGCGAGACCACGCAAGAAGAGGGAGGAGAGGGAUGAAGCUCACACUGAAUCUAGCGAUCAGUAGAACCAGGGAUUCGAGUAUCCAUGCCCAGGAGAUGAGAAGAUAGCAAGCCAUAGCAGAUACCGACAAACGGUCCGCUAAUGGCACGUUAACAAGACGAAC